This is a messenger RNA of Owenia fusiformis, 1864 nucleotides long. Lineage: Eukaryota; Metazoa; Annelida; Polychaeta; Sabellida; Oweniidae. The record is from the annotation of a GenBank genome assembly.
AGCAGAGUGGAGGUUUAGCAUGACGGACAUGAAGGUGUGCUUACGGUUGACAUUAUGUCUAUUAUAUAUCAGUAUAGUAGUUAUACAGCAAACGACUGCUAAACGCCCGCCAGACAAUCCUAGACCCAGGAAAAUACUUAAGGCGCUCAACAGAAAAAAGGUCAUUCAAGAUGAAUACAUCGUCACACUUGUCAAUGGAUUAGCUCCCGAAGAAGUUCAGCGUCACCUUGACGACACUGCGCAUUUAUAUGAGAUUCCCAAUUCAAGGGACAUAGGACACAUUCUCAAGAAGAGGAAAAGGAGCACGUGCGUAUCAGAGAGAGGCCAACAAAACUACUUCACGAAAAAUGGAUUGCAAGAACUCGUCUAUUCAGUGUUUUGUAUGUCAGAUGAUGAUUUGGAGACUCUUGACAAAGAUCCAUUGGUUAAAACACUAGAGGAAGAUGAACGAAUAGGACUGGGUCCUAAAGUUAAAAACUAUGAGGAAAUAUCUGAUGUCGAAAAUGCAUAUCUUACAACAAGAGGUAGAGUCAGGGCGCGUUCAUUUCGGAGUAGGGGAUCGAACCCAAUACGGAAAAUAUUUGGUUCUAUACGUAGACUUACUGCUAGACGAAACAGAAGUAGAGCGACCUUUAAGUCACGCAUUGGGAUGAAAGGUGGCGGCUUGAAAGGAUCAUUCACCCAACUAUUGCAGCCCCAAUUGGAGAAUGCCAACGAAUCUUGCUUCUACGAGUACAUAAGCAAUUUUGGCCAAUGGGGACUCGAUAGAAUUGACGCUGAACAUCCAGAUUUCGACUCUGCCUUUUCCAUAGGAUGUAGUGGCGACGAUGUUGACAUCUACAUAGUUGAUACAGGCAUUUUAAACAAUCAUGAUGCUUUUCGAGAUGCUGUUACAAACAAAUCUCGGGUUAUUCAGGGUUAUAGCUCCGUGAGUUUUCCGGACGAUGAUACUACUGACUAUGAUGGUCAUGGGACACACGUAGCUGGUGUGGCAGGUGGGCAUCUCUAUGGCGUUUGUACUGGGGCAAAUCUCAUUCCAGUGAAAGUCAUCGACCUUGACCCCGAGACAAACGAAGCAGUUGGAACAAAAACGAGUUUGAUCGAAGGUCUUGAAUGGGUAAAACGAAUGUAUCGACAACGAGGUAGAAAAGCUGUAGUUAAUCUUUCUAUCGGUGGAGAGAAGAGUGUCAGUGUUGAUGACGCUGUAUUGAGUUUGGUGCAUGAGGGUAUAACAGUGGUGGUUGCUGCUGGGAACAACAACACAGAUGCAUGUUACGACUCCCCUCCAGAUGUCAGAGAAGUGAUCGCGGUUGGAUGUAGUACAAUUGGAAUGAAAGAUGGCAAACCCGUCGACAAAAUGUGCCCUUUCUCGAAUUAUGGCGCGUGUGUGGAUAUCUUGGCUCCAGGGUCGGCAAUACAAAGUUCCACGAUCUCCAAGGGAAACCCGGAGUCUACCUCGGAAACAGAAGUAAUGUCGGGGACUUCAAUGUCGUCUCCUUUUGUGGCAGGUGCAAUAGCCUGUUACUUGAGUGUUGUGGAUAAGACGCCCACUCCCGCCGAAGUUUAUGAAUGGCUAAUGAAAGAUUCCACUAUGACAGGACUGGUUCAGAUGGAUGAUCACCAGAGUACUACAUCUAAUAGAAUACUUUCUAUCCCUAAAUGUGAAUGAUGGAUGAUGAACAUUAGUACUCGGGCUUACUGUACAUGUACUACAUACAAUACUAACAUGAUAAUGUGAAUGAUGAACAUGAACACUCGGACUUGCUGUGCAUGUACUAAAAACAAUACUUACUAUAUGUUACUAUUGGCCGCUUCCUCAACUGUCUUCCAUCUUUUAAUAAAUUAAAAAGUCCAUUUGAAUAUA